AUGCGAUGCGCGAGCAAAGCCGCCGAGAGCGCGUCCGCACGUCUCUGUGCGGACGCCGAAGCAGAAACCACAGCAACUGAUGUCUCAUCGGUUGCUGAAGCGACUCAGCCUGUGUCACUUGGUGAUACAGGCGCUGGUCAUGAAGACACUCAUGUCUUCACAGAGUAUGAGCUCGGUGUCUCAUACUCUCCUGAUACGGAAGACGGAUCCGUAUCGACGGCGAUCGAAUCAAAGCCGCCUGCCAAGCGUGGCAUGGAUGAUGCUAUGCGUCGUAGCAUCUUUGACUUGGGCGCUAACAGUGGUGUCGGUUCUCCGAUUAACACCACUUCGCAACAAAGUGCCAGUACUUCUGUCGGCACGUUGCAAGAAGAGCGGGACCGCAAUGUGUUGCGUCUCGCUCCUGAAAAGAAGGCAUGGAUGCCUCCAAAGUCAGUCAUGGAUCACUUGUCGGCGACGACGAGUGAUCAUUAUCGAACACGGUUGUUCGAUUCGUCAAGGAUCCAUCACCUUGACCCCAGCGCGAAAGACUAUCGCGCUGAACAUGAAUUCUUCAUCGAUGCUUUCUUCAAACAUCGAUGGUACAGUGGGAAUCACAAACGUGAUGGUCCCUCACUGCUUCAAGCGUGGAACGCCUACAUCCAUAACCUCGAGGAUGUAGGUCGUGACGCUUGGAACGACAAACUUAUCAAAGCUCGUGAUAAGUUUGAAAAGCGAACCCCAACAGGUGCACGCUAUAAGCUGCAUCGUCUGUCAAGGGAGAAAGGAUUACCCUGCCUCUCUUGGGGGGACUCGUGCCCAUGUUGUGUGAACAACUCUGCACGAGCACCUAAGGAGGCUUACCUCCUUACUAGCCCGUGGUGGCGCGUACGUGUCUCUACUGAGAUGUACGAAGGGAUUGACAACCUGAAAUCCCUUUACGACCGUGCCGGGAAGACUUUCUCCGGCGGUCCUUCUGCGGCACAGGAUGUGUCGCGUCGUACUGCUCGACCAGACCCAGUACGUCAACCAUCAAUUGGGAGCGGGGCUCCCAAGAAUCCCAGGACGGGGGAUAGCCGCGCCACCGGACGAGGUAACUCGUCCGACGUCCGUUCACGUCGCGGUGGUUCAACAGCUGCUCAACUAGAUAGCGCUGGCCACCGCGAGAGUCCUCUAAUGGAGGUGGAGGAGGAGGAAAGACGCUCUCCACACGAUCAUGUGGAUCGGUGUGUUCCCGAGAGCUUCUUUGAUCGCGUAACGCAAGGGUUACGCGACGAUCUCGAGCAUGAGCGGAAUAGGCGUCUCCAGAUGGUGGACACUGCCUCGAAGCAUCGAGCUGAGUUUGCCUUUGCUCAGCUUGAGAACGAGAGAUCUCUGACAUCUCUUCGUGACGAGCUAAGGGUAGCUCGUGGGAUUGUUGAUCGGUCUCGGGCUGAGAUAACUGCUCUUCAGACCCUUGUUGAUGCCCACCAUCGGGAGCACAAGGCUCUCUGCGAGAUGCUUGAGCGCAAGGGCGUUCUUCAUCGGAAGAAGCAGCGUACUGAUGGUACGGCUUAA
Peronospora matthiolae is the source of this 1533-nucleotide messenger RNA. The record is from the annotation of a GenBank genome assembly. NCBI's taxonomy places the organism in Eukaryota, Oomycota, Peronosporomycetes, Peronosporales, Peronosporaceae.